UAAAGUUAAAAAUCUUUGGUAACACUGUUGCAUUGUGUUGCCUUGUCUAGAAUGUCAGACAGCAACAUCUAGUCGCCUCGUUUUUUUAAAAUUUAUUUUGUAUUAGGGUCCUUGGGUUCUGAAGAAAUGGAGAAAAAAGAACAGUGAUUUUCCUGGUGUCAAGAGUAGAGUUGGAUGCCUUAAACAGGGCCUUGGGCUUUUCGGUAGUUUAAUAACUUAGUAGCCUAACAUCAACAUUUGCCUACUUACAGACAUUUUGUGGCAUGAAGUGGCUGAUAGCCUAUCCAUAAAAUAGGCUACAUAAUCGUCAACAUGGUUUAUUUUGACAUCUUGAGACUUUGAAGCGAUGGAGAUAGAAAAUUAUCGAAAAUUGAUUAGCCAACAAUAUGCCUAGUAGGUUACUCUAGCCUAGUUGACACCAGGCCCAAAUUCCAAAUUUGCCGGAAGUUCGUCUGGGUUUCCCAGGCUAUAUGCCUAGGCUACCUACCAUCCUUUUUGUCCAUUGAGUAAAUGGUCAAAAGGUCAGGUACACCUAAUGGCUCAAAGGUUACUCUGUUAUCUUAACAUUUCUAGUGAUCGACUGGUCAUAGAGAUAUUUUCGCUCUAAGACGUUUUACAUGUCUGGAUUCAAGAUGUUCGAAACGAAAAACGGAUGGAAUAUCUCAGUGGCCGGUUGUGGUUUUAUGGGCAUUUACUAUAUUGGCGUGGGGAGCUGUUUACAGGAAAGAGCCAGUUAUUUACUUGAUGGUGCUACCAAGAUCUGCGGAGCCUCGUCGGGUGCCUUGUUUGGGGCGGCAAUUGUAUGUAAAAUAUCAAUGGGCAAAACCUGUGCCAUCAUGAUGGAGAUGGCCAGAAAGGCCGGCAAGCGACGUCUCGGUGCUUUGCACCCUUCAUUCAACCUGCUCAAGCUUGUCAAGGACUUUAUGGUCCGUGAGCUACCAGAUGAUGCCCAUCUGCUCGCCAGUGGCAAACUCUGUAUAUCCCUGACUAGAGUGUCUGAUGGAAAGAACUUGCUGGUGUCCCAUUUUGACUCCAAGGAAGACUUCAUGCAGGCUCUCAUUUGUAGCUGUUUUUUCCCACCGUUUUGUGGCUGGAUGCCUCCCUCCUUCCGUGGCAGACGGUACAUUGAUGGUGCAAUCAGUGACAAUCUGCCCUUUUGGAAGCUGAAGAGCACUAUCACUGUCUCGCCAUUCUCUGGUGAGAGUGACAUUAGCCCACGCGAGAGUCCAUUUUACUACCAUGAGGUCCAGUACAACAAUGUCAGCAUACAUUUGAACCUCAACAAUAUGUAUCGGGUGGCUGGUGUUUUCCUGCCCCCAGAGCCUGAGGUGCUGGGACAAAUGUGUCGAGAUGGAUACAGAGAUACACUACAAUUCCUACAUGGGAACAACCUUUUGAAGAUGGACCCACUACCAGAACUGUCUUUUGCUGAGGUCCCUUUCACACCCACGACCUGGAAUGAAAUGAAGCAGCUGCUAGACUCUGAAAAUAAAGAAAUUAAUUGUAAUGCCAUACAGCAGAAAAACAGUCAUGUUAAACAUAAGCAACACUGGCAAGAGGAAGAGACUACAAACGUACUUCCCGUUCCCAUUGAAAAAGUGAUUUCUGAGUCAUGUAAGGAGAUGGAUGGUCCAUUUGCCGCAGCAAGAGAGUAUGUUUUUGUGCGGGUGUUGGUCGAGAUCCUGAUGCUGUGCAUUCUGCCUGUGGAGUUUGCCUUUGCCUUUGUUUACAGCAGACUGAUCGAGUGGGCCCCAGAGAUGACCUCAGAUUUGCAGUGGAUGUGCAGUCUAACCUGGGACCUUUGUAAAUUGAUACACAAUGGAUACACAAACGGAAAUGAAGUCCAACAGAAGAGCAGUCAUGUGUCUUGCCUUGAUCUACAGACGCUUUCCUCUCAAAGUCUGUCUGAAUGGGACGACUCAGAUGUAUCACCUCUGUAUCCUAAACCACUAUAGUAUACAAUAGUACAUUUGUCACUAGUCA
Alosa sapidissima (American shad) is the source of this 1983-nucleotide messenger RNA. Its product is annotated as patatin-like phospholipase domain-containing protein 2. Gene Ontology annotation, biological process: triglyceride catabolic process; lipid homeostasis. The record is from RefSeq and is a predicted model, not a curated record. Bases 618 to 1955 code for a protein of 445 amino acids. The transcript is spliced from 9 exons. Lineage: Eukaryota; Metazoa; Chordata; Actinopteri; Clupeiformes; Clupeidae. Gene Ontology annotation, cellular component: membrane; lipid droplet; cytoplasm. Gene Ontology annotation, molecular function: triacylglycerol lipase activity.